This is a messenger RNA of Morus notabilis, 2877 nucleotides long. Its product is annotated as extensin-2-like. Gene Ontology annotation, biological process: plant-type cell wall organization. Lineage: Eukaryota; Viridiplantae; Streptophyta; Magnoliopsida; Rosales; Moraceae. Gene Ontology annotation, molecular function: structural constituent of cell wall. The coding region runs from base 1 to 2877 and encodes 958 amino acids. The record is from RefSeq and is a predicted model, not a curated record. The transcript has 2 exons.
AUGGCCAAUUUCUGGCCCCAUCUUCUGUAUGCCUUGGCAAUAUGCUUGAUUGCCACCAAUGUAGCGGCAUAUGAUAAGCCAUACACAUAUGCAUCCCCUCCUCCCCCACCCUAUGUCUACAAAUCCCCUCCUCCGCCACCCUACGUUUAUAAGUCUCCACCCCCACCACCAUACAUUUACAAAUCCCCUCCGCCACCACCUAAGUACUAUUAUAAAUCACCACCUCCACCACCUAAAUACUACUACAAGUCUCCUCCCCCCCCUCCUAAAUACUACUACAAGUCGCCACCACCGCCACCAAAGUACUACUACAAGUCACCCCCUCCUCCACCAAAGUACUACUACAAGUCUCCACCACCACCUAAGUACUAUUACAAGUCUCCACCUCCUCCAUCACCUUCACCUCCUCCGCCUUAUGUCUACAGCUCUCCUCCACCACCUCCUUAUGUCUACAAGUCUCCACCACCACCUCCUUAUGUUUACAAGUCCCCACCUCCACCAUCUUAUGUUUAUAGCUCUCCGCCACCACCUCCUUACGUCUACAAGUCCCCUCCUCCUCCAUCACCAUCACCUCCCCCACCUUAUGUUUACAGCUCUCCACCACCACCUCCUUAUGUCUAUAAGUCCCCUCCUCCGCCGCCUUAUGUCUACAAGUCUCCACCACCGCCUCCUUACGUCUACAAGUCCCCUCCUCCUCCAUCACCAUCACCUCCCCCACCUUAUGUCUACAGCUCUCCACCACCCCCUCCUUACGUCUACAAGUCCCCUCCUCCUCCAUCACCAUCACCUCCCCCACCUUAUGUCUAUAGCUCGCCACCACCACCUCCUUAUGUCUAUAAGUCCCCUCCUCCGCCGCCUUAUGUCUACAAGUCUCCACCACCGCCUCCUUACGUCUACAAGUCCCCUCCUCCUCCAUCACCAUCACCUCCCCCACCUUAUGUCUAUAGCUCGCCACCACCACCUCCUUAUGUCUAUAAGUCCCCUCCUCCGCCGCCUUAUGUCUACAAGUCUCCACCACCGCCUCCUUACGUCUACAAGUCCCCUCCUCCUCCAUCACCAUCACCUCCCCCACCUUAUGUCUAUAGCUCGCCACCACCACCUCCUUAUGUCUAUAAGUCCCCUCCUCCGCCGCCUUAUGUCUACAAGUCUCCACCACCGCCUCCUUACGUCUACAAGUCCCCUCCUCCUCCAUCACCAUCACCUCCCCCACCUUAUGUCUAUAGCUCGCCACCACCACCUCCUUAUGUCUAUAAGUCCCCUCCUCCGCCGCCUUAUGUCUACAAGUCUCCACCACCGCCUCCUUACGUCUACAAGUCCCCUCCUCCUCCAUCACCAUCACCUCCCCCACCUUAUGUCUAUAGCUCGCCACCACCACCUCCUUAUGUCUAUAAGUCCCCUCCUCCGCCGCCUUAUGUUUACAGCUCUCCACCUCCGCCUCCUUACAUCUACAAGAGUCCUCCUCCUCCAUCACCUUCACCUCCUCCGCCUUAUGUCUACAGCUCUCCACCACCACCUCCUUAUGUUUACAAGUCUCCACCACCACCUCCCUACGUUUAUCAAUCUCCGCCUCCUCCUCCAUAUGUUUACAAAUCCCCUCCACCUCCACACACUCAGCUUCUCAAAAUGGCCAACUUUUGGCCCCAUCUUCUGUAUACCUUGGCAAUAUGCUUGAUUGCCACCAAUGUAGCGGCAUAUGAUAAGCCUUACACAUAUGCAUCCCCUCCUCCUCCGCCCUAUGUCUACAAAUCCCCUCCUCCGCCGCCCUAUGUCUACAAGUCUCCACCUCCGCCGCCAUACAUUUACAAAUCCCCUCCGCCACCACCCAAGUACUACUACAAGUCUCCUCCCCCACCUCCUAAAUACUACUACAAGUCACCACCUCCACCUCCUAAAUACUAUUACAAGUCACCUCCCCCUCCACCUAAAUAUUACUACAAGUCUCCGCCACCACCACCUAAAUACUACUACAAGUCUCCACCGCCUCCUCCUAAGUAUUAUUACAAAUCACCACCACCGCCACCGAAAUACUACUACAAGUCGCCGCCACCGCCACCAAAGUACUAUUACAAGUCACCCCCUCCUCCACCAAAGUACUACUACAAGUCUCCACCACCACCACCUAAGUACUAUUACAAGUCUCCACCUCCUCCUCCUUAUGUCUACAAUUCUCCUCCACCACCUCCUUAUGUCUAUUCUCAACUUUCAAUACCUCCUUAUGUCUAUAAGUCCCCUCCUCCGCCGCCUUAUGUUUACAGCUCUCCACCUCCACCUCCUUACAUCUACAAGUCUCCACCACCACCUCCAUAUGUCUACAAGUCCCCUCCUCCUCCAUCACCAUCACCUCCCCCACCUUAUGUUUACAGCUCUCCACCACCACCUCCAUAUGUCUACAAGUCCCCUCCUCCUCCGCCUUAUGUUUACAGCUCUCCACCUCCACCUCCUUACAUCUACAAGUCUCCACCACCACCUCCAUAUGUGUACAAGUCCCCUCCUCCUCCGCCUUAUGUUUACAACUCUCCACCACCGCCUCCUUAUGUUUACAAGUCUCCGCCACCACCUCCUUACGUCUACAAGUCCCCUCCUCCUCCAUCACCAUCACCUCCCCCGCCUUAUGUCUACAGCUCGCCACCACCACCUCCUUAUGUCUAUAAGUCCCCUCCUCCGCCGCCUUAUGUUUACAGCUCUCCACCUCCGCCUCCUUACAUCUACAAGAGUCCUCCUCCUCCAUCACCUUCACCUCCUCCGCCUUAUGUCUACAGCUCUCCUCCACCUCCUCCUUAUGUUUACAAGUCUCCACCCCCACCUCCCUACGUUUAUCAAUCCCCGCCUCCUCCUCCAUAUGUUUACAAAUCCCCUCCACCUCCACAUCACUACUAA